UCCCCACCCAACCCUCCCCCCAUUGCUGCCCUCGCCCCCAUAGUCUAGUUCACUGGGGGUUCAGUCUUAGCAGGACCCAGGGCUUCCCCUUCCACUGGUGCUCUUACUAAGAUAUUCAUUGCUACCUAUGAGGUCAGAGUCCAGGGUCAGUCCAUGUAUAGUCUUUAGGUGUAGUGGCUUAGUCCCUGGAAGCUCUGGUUGGUUGGCAUUGUUGUACAUAUGGGGUCUCGAGCCCCUUCAAGCUCUUCCAGUUCUUUCUCUGAUUCCUUCAACGGGGGUCCUAUUCUCAGUUCAGUGGUUUGCUGCUGGCAUUCGCCUCUGUAUUUGCUGUAUUCUGGCUGUGUCUCUCAGGAGCGAUCUACAUCCGGCUCCUGUCGGUCUGCACUUCUUUGCUUCAUCCAUCUUGUCUAAUUGGGUGGCUGUAUAUGUAUGGGCCACAUGUGGGGCAGGCUCUGAAUGGGUGUUCCUUCUGUCUCUGUUUUAAUCUUUGCCUCUCUCUUCCCUGCCAAGGGUAUUCUUGUUCCCCUUUUAGAGAAGGAGUGAAGCAUUCACAUUUUGAUCAUCCGUCUUGAGUUUCAUUUGUUCUAGGCAUCUAGGGUAAUUCAAGCAAUAAAUAUCUGUUAAGUCCAUUUGUUUCAUAACUUCUUCUAGUUUCUCUAUGUCUCUUUUUAAUUUGUCUUUCCAUGAUCUGUCCAUUGAUGAGAGUGGGGUGCUGAAAUCUACUAUUUUCAUGUGAUGUACAAUAUGUGCUUUGAGCUUUAGUAAGGUUUCUUUUAUGAAGAUAGGUGCCCUUGCUUUAGAGCAUAGAUAUUUAGGAUUGAGAGUUCAUGUUGAUGGAUUUUUCCUUUGAGAAUAUGAAGUGUCCUUACUUAUCUUUUUUAAUGACUUUUGGUUGAAAAUCAAUUUUAUUUGAUAUUAGGAUGGCAACUAAAGCUUAUUUCUUCAGGCCAUUUGCUUGGAACAUUGCUUUCCAGCCUUUCACUCUGAGGCAGUAUCUGUCUUUGUCUCUGAGGUGUGUUUCCUGCAUGCAGCAAUAUGCUGUGUCCUCUUUACGUAUCCAGUCUGUUAGUCUAUGUCUUUAUAUUUGGUAAUUGAGUCCAUUAAUGCUGAGAGAUAUUAAGGAAUAGUGAUUGUUUCUUCCUGUUACUUUCAUUGUUAGAGGUGGAAUUAUAUUUCUUAGUCUCUCUUUUGGUUUGAUUGCAAGGAAAUUAUACUCUUGCUUUCUGUAUGGUGUAGUUUCACUCCAUUUGUUGGAGUUUUCCAUCUAUUAUUCUCUGUAGGGCUGGAUUUGUAGGAAGAUAUUGUGUAAAUUUGGUUUUGUCAUGGAAUAUCUUGGUUUCUCCAUCUACAUUAGUUGAGAGUUUUGCUGGAUACAGUAACUUGGGCUGGCAUUUGUGUUCUCUUAGUGUUUGUAUGACAUCUGUCUUGGAUCUUCUGGCUUUUAUAUUCUCUGGUGAGAAGUCUGGUGUAAUUCUUAUAGGUCUGCCUUUACAUAUCACUUGACCUUGUUCCCUUACUACUUUUAAUAUUCUUUCUUUGUUUUGUGCAUUUGGUGUUUUAACUAUUAUGUGAUGGGAGGAAUUUCUUUCUGAUUCAAUCUAUUUGGAGUUCUGUAGACUGUAUGUUUUUUUAGCAUCUCUUUUUUUAGGUUAGGGAGGUUUUCUUCUAUAAUUUUGUUGAAUAUAUUUACUGGCCCUUUAAAUUGGAAGUCUUCACUUUCUUCUAUACCUAUUAUCAUUAGCUUUUGUCUUCUCAUUGUGUCCUGGGUUUCCUUUAUGUUUUAUGCUAGGAGCUUUUUUCAUUUUACAUUAUCUUUGACAGUUGUGUCAAUGUUUUCUAAGGUAUCUUCUGCUCCUGACAUUCUCUCUUAUAUCAUUUGUGUUCUGCUGGUGAUGCUUGUAUCUACGACUCCUUGUCUCUUCCUUAGGUGUUCUAUAUCCAGGGUUUUUUCCUUUUGUGCUUUCUUUAUUGUUUCUAUUUCCAUUUUCGAUUUGUUCACCUCUUUGGCUGAGUUUUCCUGUAAUUCUUUGAGGGUUUUUUGUGUUUCCACUCUAAGGGCUUCUACUUGUUUGCUUAUGUUUUCCUGAAUUUCUUUAAGGGAGUUCUUUAUGUUUUUCUUAAAGUCCUCCAUCAUUACCAAAAAUGUGAUUUUAAAUCUAAGUCUUGCUUUUCUGCUAUGUUUCGAUAUCCAGUAUUUUCUUUGGUGGGAGAACUAUGCUCUGCUGGUUCCAAGUAGUCUUGGUUUCUGUUGCUUAGGUUCCUGUGCUUGUAUCUAGCCAUUGGGUUUAUCUCUGAUGUUUGCUUGUCUUGCGGUUUCUGAGAGUGAUUGACCCUGCUGUAGGCCUCUGUGUCAGCACUCCAGUAGAACUGUUUCCUCUUUUCUUUCAUCCUUUUCUGAGAACAGGUGCACUGAUUUCAGGUGUCUCAGUGCUCCUAGAGACUGUCUUUCAGCUCUAGGUUGGACAGGAAUCAAAGGGUCCUGCCCCUGAUUGCUCAUAUGCCCUUGCACUCAGCAGGCACAGUUGGCCCUGUGCAAUUCCCUCUUGGGUCUGGACUGUGGGCAGAGGGUAGUCUCCUCUGACUUCUCAGGAGUAUCCACACUGCUCUGAGUCCAGCUCUCUCCCUCACAAGAUUUGGGUGCAGGGAGUUUUUUUGGUGGUUCAAUUUGUUCUUGGGAGCAGACCAGAAACAUGGCUACCAGUGGCUGUUUGUUUCUCUAUCCCUGUUUCCAGAGGCACUGUGCAGUUUCCCUUGGACCAGGGAUGUGGGCAGAGGUGUGCAGAGGUGGCAGUCUGUCCUGUGGUCUCAGAAUGUCUGUAGUCCUGGAUGUUGAACUCUCUUCCCCACAAGAUUUGGGUGCAGAGAACCAGACACUAAAGUUUUAAGCAAAGGUACCUUUAAAGUACCUUGCAUUUUACAUUCCUCGUGGGUGUACUCAUCAUAAUAUUGUCUUACAUUUAUUUUGAUGAUCUACAUUAGAGCAGGAAGAUAUACUCCUAGCCUUGCAAUUAUUGUUCUAAUUGCAAGAUAAUUAUCCAUCUCAUUUGGUAAAAAGGUUUACCGUAUUCUACCUGGUGUGCUAUUUUAAAUUAAUUAAUUAAUUCCGUUUACUACCCAAUAUAUUCUCCCCUCUCCUCCCACACCCCAUCUCACAACUCUUCUUCAUAUUUUCUCCCUCCUCUUUUCCUAUGAAUAUAGGGAACCCCAACAUCACUCCCCAUCUUGCACAAUCAGAAACUGCAAGACUAGACACAUCCUCUCUCACUGAAGGUCUGAUUUCAUAGUUUAAUCUCUCAACUUGACACAUAUGCUUUCUGUUGAAACUAUAAAUCCCAUGAACACAAGCAAUCUGGGUAGGCAAUGCUUUAUUUAAUCUUAUAGUCCAUAAUCCAUAAUUUAGGGAAAUUAGUGAAAAGGCUCAAGGCACGAACCUAGAAGCAAAAAAGGAAGCAUAAGUCUUGAAGAAGUGAUGCUUUCUUUCCUGGGCUUGUUCAGCUUCCUUACUUAUACAACCUAGAAACACUUGUCCAGUGGCUCCAUCCACAGAGCAAUUCCACAUCAAUCAUUAAUCAAGAACAUGCAUGGUCAGACUUGCUUAUAGGCCGGCAUAAUGGAAGCAUUUUCUCAAUUGAGUUUUCCUCUUUCCAGAUGAUCCUAGCUUGUGCUCAACUGACAAAAUUUAACCAGCACAGCACUCAGGAUAAAGAAAUAUCUAUUAUCUUUUUUCAGAGUUGUCUACUGUGAAAAACAGUGAUUUCAAAAAUUGUACGGUUACCCUAAGAAAAGUGUAGAUUGUUUCCAUUAUUCUGUCUAUGGAGUCCUCUCUGUUCGGCUAGCACAUGGAGCAAUAUGAAAUGUAAAUGAGAAUGUUCAGUAGAGUCAUUUUCAUUUAAUUUUUAUAAUUAUUCUACAUUCUCAGAAAUUGCAAAUUAAUAUAGAUCCCUACAUGUAUAAAGCAUUAUAGCUGCUACUUCAGUGGAGCUAUAACUACUUCUUCACCACAGGCAUAUCUGUGGUUUUACCCUUCAUAAAGUUACAUUCACCUUUCUUCCCCACCACAUUCCAGUUCAAACAAUCAAAGAUAUUUUCUCCAUCUUCAAAACAUUGUUAUUUCAGGAAUUGUACAUAUAUCGUCGUGCAUCAUGUGAAAUGCUGAAGUUGAUUUUUGUUACUUGCCACUGUUCACAUUUGUAUACAUAAACCUUUCCCUUCCUGUUUUUGCGUGGUAUGCUAUGAUACAGAUGCACUAAAUAUACUUAACAUUUCAUGCAUUAGAUAAAAUUUAGAUUGUUUCAGGCUUGUGGCUAUUAAAAGCAAGUGUAACUGAACACUUGUGCACUAGUGACUUUCAAUGUCAUGGCACAAAUAUGUAUGUAUGCAAUCUUUGUAUUAACAAAUAGUUGUGUGUCUGGUUGUUUAAAAAAAAACAAAACAUACAACUACAUAAGAUCUCUGUGAGUCCUGCCUGGAAAUAGGUGUUUCACUUCUACUUACAUUCGACUAGAUGUAAAUAAGGUGAAUGUGCAGCCAUGUUAAAAGGUGGGAUGGGACAUGUGCUCUAUUAAUGCAAAAAACAUAAAGAGAUAAGGGUUGAUGAGUACACAGCAGUAUUAGCUUCCGUACUGCAAGGCUUUUACUCAAAUUCAUAAAACCUGUUUUUUACUAUUAUCAAUUUUGACUAUUAUUAAUUUUAUAUUGGUAGACUAUGUGGGAUGAAACAUUUUAUGAGCCUAGUCCUUUAAAUGACCCUAUGCUUUACAGUGUCAUUUGGCUCUUGGACUUCUGGGAAUAAGGGUGGGAGGGCAUAAAAAGCCAGCAGAGGCUGAGAGAAAGAGAGAGUGGUAGGACUAAGGAGUAGGGAGGAGUAGGGUCUAGGAAAGAAUAGAGUACUGUGAGAGAAGACUGUUUAUACAGAAAGAAAGAAGAUUCAGUAGAGAAGAGAGAAAAAGAAUCUGGACCAAGUGAAAAAUAGAGGUAGUUGUAAGGGAAUUGGGACAGCAGACUGAGAAGGGAGGACUUUUUAUGACAAUUGAAGCAGGGGAAGCUGAUCUGAGCCAAAAUAUUGGUAGGAGGGUCAUAAAACAAAGAAACAAAACAAGACAAAAACACUUCACAAAGUAGCCGAAAGAAAUUAAAAAGAAACAUAAAACUGUAUGCACAAGGCUACAAGCCUGAAUGAGAAUUUAGUUGGAAGCACUGGAAAAAUUAUUUUAAGGUAAUGUUUCUGAUCUAAUGCUGCUAUCUCUUACAUGUCUAUAUUACUAGCUGGCAUUACUCUGGGGUGUGUGUAUAUGUUGCUGUUGGACACGGCAAUGUUGCACACUUCAUCUCUUUGGGUAAAGAGUAUGGAAUUAGUUGUAAUAUAUUUGUACAUUCAAACUGUUUUACACUGAAAUAUAAGAUUUUUUCAUGAUUUGUCUAUUAGGUAAGAAGUAUACAUUCAAAACCAUCUCACAGUGUUCCCAAAUAAGGUGAAGCUUUAACUAAAAGUGGAUUACUACGUGAUGCUCAUACCAAUAGCAACAAGAAGAAGCCUGUUGUUAUCACAAAUUUAUUCUCAAAAUGACUGCAAGAAACAUAACCACAAUGAGUGGAUUUCUCCUAAUGGGGUUCUCUGACAACCAUGAGCUGCAGGUCUUACAAGCUUUACUCUUCUUGGUGACAUACCUAUUAGGGACAGCAGGUAACUUCAUCAUUAUCACCAUCACAACACUGGACCCAAAGCUCCAGUCUCCAAUGUAUUACUUUCUGAAACACCUUUCCAUUCUGGACCUCUCAUCUCUCUCUGUCACAGUUCCCCAGUAUGUUUAUAGUUCACUGGCACAAAGUGGCUACAUAUCAUUUGGCCAGUGCGUGAUGCAGGUUUUUUUCUUCACAGCUUUGGCCUGGACUGAGAUGGCCAUUCUCACAGUGAUGUCUUAUGACCGCUAUGUGGCCAUCUGCCUCCCACUGCACUAUGAGGUCAUCAUGAGUCCCAGAAAGUGCACUUGGGCUGUGGCAGCUGUGUGGCUCAGUGGAAGCAUCACAGGAACAUUAUACACAGCAAGUAUACUCUCUAUCAGAUUCUGUGGGGACAAGAUAAUUCACCAGUUCUUCUGUGAUGUCCCCCAGUUGCUCAAGAUCUCUUGCUCUAAUGAUUACGUUGGAGUACAGAAAGUGUCUACUUUCAUGACUUUAUUGGCCUUUGCCUGCUUCAUGGGGAUUGCCUUCUCCUAUGGCCAGAUAUUCUCUACAGUUCUCAGGAUUCCCUCUGCAGAAAGUCAAACUAAGGUCUUCUCGACAUGCCUGCCCCAUCUCUUUGUUGUUUCAUUUUUUCUCUCAACAGGCAUUUGUGCCUAUCUAAAGCCAACCUCAGACUCACCAACUGCUUUAGACUUCAUACUCUCUAUUUUUUACACUGUACUACCCCCAACCCUCAACCCCGUUAUCUAUAGUCUAAGAAAUGAGUCCUUUAAGGGAGCUGUAAAGAAGUUACUGUUAAGUGAAGAAUUCAUUGGGAAAAAUUAUAUUUGUUCUGUUGUUCGUGCCUGCUGACACUGGUCACAAAGAAUGUUUUUCAUAUAUUAAAUAUGUUAGAUAUGUAAUGUUAACGAUAAAAGAUAUUGUCUAGAAAAUAUAUAUUACAAACAUAUAGCAAAGUAAGUUGCAAUAUGAUUCUUUAAAUCUAUUUCAUUAAAUAUACUUCUGUUUUUUUAUGUUAGUAAAAAACAGAUAUGAUUAUUCUCCAGUAUAUAGAUCCAAUUUUUCCUAACUCUUCCAGUUUCUUGACACACUAUUACACAUGUGAACUUAUCAGCAAUUGUAACUUGGGUUUACAAACAUGUUUAUAGGAAUAUCUUAAUAAUAAGCAUAAAGAAUAAUUACAGUUACUGCUUACUCAAUUCACAAAGUGGGUCAUAAUUUUAAUAUUUAUCAUCUAGUUUCAAAGGUUCACAUUACUUUCUAUCUUUCCAUAUAAAAAUUUUAGAAAUAGCACAAACAAGUAUGCCAUUUCUAAGCAUAUUUAUAUAAAGUAAUUACUAUAGUUGUCUUCGGUGCCGAGUAUUCAAUGUAAUUCAAUAUACAGAUAAGCCUCAGGUUUUUAAUGUAGAUCAUUAAUUUUCACAUUUGUAUUAAUUUUCACCUACUAAUGAGCCAUUUAUAUAAUAAGCAAAGUACUCAGAAGGCCGAGGCAGGAAGACCUAUGUAAUGUUUUUAGGACUGCCUGAUCUAUAUAGUAAUAUAUAUUACAAAAGGCUAACUAAAUAAACUGAAAACUGCUAAAAAAAUUUUUUUAAAUACUUUCUUGCAGAUUCUGAGGGUGAAAAGACUCUGGCUUAGGCAAUUAACACCUGUAGUCUCAUAGAGGGGAUUAAGAAAUAUAGCCCUGUUCUGUUUCCACAGGAAUUGCUGGGCUCUAACCUUCAGCCUGCUGAUUGAAGUCCCAAGGAAGAAAAUGGGACACUUUGAAAAGUGAAUUUAGUAUUCAUUUCUAAGUUGUAAAAAGUUUCCUAUGAAAGUUCUCUAAGAGAAAAGGGAAAAGCACAAUGAAUUGUGAGGAUGAUGGUGAUGAUGAUGAUGAUGAUGAUGAUGAUGAUGAUCUCUUCUCUCUCAUUUCAGCACUUGCACAUCUUACAGAAUACCUGAUCACAUGGUAAAAAGUUCAUCACAAGUUUAUAAAUAAAUUAAAAACAUAAGUUGAAUAAGUAGCUUACAAAAGAGAAAGUUUACAUGCAUAGCUAUUAGGAAUAAUUUUCUCGCUAAACAUUUAUCACCUGUCACACCUCCACAGGUUAAUGAAGAGUUAAAACACAUAACUAAGUUACUAGUGAAGUUUCGUAUAGAUAAACCCAGUACAUACUUGAUCUUCUGCCCUAGCACCUAUAAUAAAUCAUAGUGCCCUUUGAAUGAAGAUAAUGAAAAUGGCAUAGGAAGCAUACUCAGAGAGUAGAGGAGUAGAGGCAAACCACGAACACUUGGAAAAAGACGGGGAGGGGAUUAGGAAGAGAGAGGGAAUAGGAACAAGAGGACAGGACAAGAGCAAGAGGGCAAGAGAGAGGAGGGGGCAAGCAGCCCCUUUUAUAGUGAGUCAGCUAUUGCUACUUAACUGUAGGGUUAAGCCUAGUCCAAUGCCAACACUUAGGAGAUAGUAAAUCACACCAAGUAGAAUUUAGCUGAGGGAGAUCUCCCUGUAAAAGAGUCCACAGGUAAAUACUAUGCUAACCAGGCCUCCUAGAGAUUAGAAUGCUAGGAUACAUGUUGGUUCACCAGGAUUGUCCAGUGAUAUGUCUCUAAACCAUAAAAAAGGAGAUAGCCCUGAUUUGCAAACAGCCACUAGGUCUAUCCCCAGAUGAGAGAGUUCUAGCAAGCUGGUCAAUGUGGCAUUACAGGAUCAUAAUAAAUAUUACUGUGUUGUGUGCCACAAAGUUUCAGUUUUCUUGUUGACAAAAGCACAGUUAAACUAUGUGGGUAAGAUGACCGCAGGUGAUAACUAUUUGAAAUGGUCAGAAAACACUGUUCUGUUGUGUGAUGGCUGAUCAAGGUAUUCUGUCCCUGAGGUCUGCAUGUAUGGAAAAUGACAUAGAAGAGGCUGGAACAUGCUUGGCACAGCCAGUAACUUGGGAGCUUUCCCUAAAGCCCUGAAAUGGGGGAGUAAAACAGAGCUCCUUCUCUGAAACCAGGAAUAUGCUUAGGAAACUAGAAAUGGUCUACACCCAGAGCCUUUGGGAGGGGUUGUUUCAGAUUCUGAGAAUACCACACUUCCCACCAUAUGUGGCUGUGGUUAUCAGUUCCAAGGACACUGAAGCCUUGGAAAGGAAUGUUCUGGAGAUACCCUGAAUUCCUCUUGUUGCAGAACUGUUUGAUUAGAAUCCUCCUGAGUAUGUUCCAUUGUAAGAUAGUUUCUGCUGAUGUCAUAGAGUUCUUCCAUUCCCCCUAUGUAACUAUUAUAGAAGGUGGUAUUCCUUUUGAGAAUAUAACAGAGCAUAAGAGAAAGUUUGUUCAAGACCUCCCCACCCCAGGUUUUAUAUUCUUUGUCCUACCAAUUGCCUGGCUCCUUUGGGGUGUCCAUUUGACCUACUCAUAUAACAACUCAACUGAAUGUACCCCAUUCCUACCACUGAUGUCCUGCCUAACUGCAAAAAAUUACCAUGUCAGACUAUGCUCCAUUAGAAUGAGUACUGACAAAGGUCACAGUCUAGACUCUAGGAAGUUUCUAGUGCACUAAGUUUCGACACUAACCUGACAUGUCCUCUAAUUUUAAAUAUUUUUCUCUGCACCGCACUCUCUGAUGUCGUAUCCCCAGCUGAUCCACUACUCCUGUCCUCAGUCACCCCAAUUCUUCCACAGAAUCUAUUCUAUUUUCCUUUUCUAUGGAGUUCCAUGCAUUCUCCUUAUAGCCCUCUUCUUUCCCCAUAUCCUCUUUGUGUCUGUGGAUUAUAGUUUCAAUAUAAUUUUUCUAAUUGCCAAUAACAUUUAUAGGUCAAUUCAUACUACAUUUGUAUUUCUAGGCCUUGUUAACUAUCUUGGGGUGAUUUUUUUCUACUUGCAAAAUCUCUGUAUUCUCAUACAUGUAUUCAUUUCUACAAUGCUUUACAAACUGUUUCCCAAAUGCUAUCUUAAUUCCUCUUGCAGCUUCCCCCAGGGGUCCUUCACAAGCCCAAAUUUUUUCUGUAAGACCAUUUAUUUGGUUGGUAUUGUUGUUCAUAUGAGGUCUCAAGCCCCUUCAGCUCUUUCAGUCCUUUCUCUGAUUCCUUCAUCCAGGGACUAAGCUCCUACCCAAAGACUAUAGAUGGACUGAACUUGGGCUCCAAUUGCAUAGGUAGCAAUGAAUAGCCUAGUAAGGGCACCAAUGGAAGGGGAAGCCCUUGGUUCUGCCAAGGCUGGACCCCCAGUGAAUGGGAUUCUUGUGGGGAGGGUGGCAAUGUGGGGAGGACUGGGAGGAGAACACCCAUGUAGAAGGGGAGGAGUAGGGGUUAGGGAGAUCUUGGCAUGGAAAUCAGGAAAGGGAAUAACAUUUGAAAUGUAAAUAAGAACAUCUAAAGUCCUUUAGGCAAACAAAUCCAGGCAAAUCAAUUGUUCCAUUCUUUCCAAGGGCAAUUCACUAAUCCAAGGAACACUUUGCUGUGUUCAGUUCUUCUACUUAAACUUUAAAAAAAAUAAAAAAAUAAAAUUAAAAAAACCCUUAUCUUUCAAAUUUCUGUUGUGGGCUGUCCUGAUGCUGUUUGUAUUUUGAUGUUAAUUCUGCUUCCUCAAAAGGGGUUGCCCCUGAGUAGAAGUACAUCACAUAUUUACAUGCUCUCAUGUGAACCUUGUCUCUGCUUUAACUGGCCGAUAAACACUUGAGUCUCUGAUUGGACAGUAGAAGGGAAAGAUGUUACUGGAAAUUUGAGAGGGUUGGUAGGUAGGGAGGCAGAAGAAGAUGAGAGGGGAAGGAAAGAGGAUUGAGGAAGAGAAGGAAGCCAUGAUGGAUGAGAGCCAUAUAUAGCCAGGAGAAACCAUAAGUAGCAAGGUGUCUUAAAGCUAGUUAAGUGUACUGUUUAUCUGCCCUAUCUCGGCUCAUAGCUCAUAAAUAGAAUAACUGGUUUGUGUGUAAUUGGGGUGGAAAUUCUGGAAACAGUUUUCUCCAACAAUAUUCCUUACAAAUUUUCUAUUAAUAGAUAUCUCCCCUCAUUUGGCUCUCAUCAUUAUUCAAUAGUCCUGUAGACUAAGCUAUUUCUUUCCUCAUCUUAUUUCUUGUAUUAUCAAUGGACAUCCAUGUCCUUAGUGACAUAGGCCGAGUGUUGCAUUUCCUUGAGUUGUUCAAUGCUCUUACAUACUAAAAAUUCACAUUUGUCAGAAACAUUUCCUACUGCAAAUAUUUCCUUAUACAACUUAACCAUCGUAAGUUGGUUAAACUUUCCCAGAGAACAGUUAAGGCAUUCAGUCUCCAUAUCUAGAACCCCUUGUCCCAUUAUCUGGGUUGACUCUUUGAAUAGCUAGGGCUGCAACACUUUGUUCUUAUCAAAGCUAUUCCCUUCUCUAGCCUCAAGCCCUUUCCCAGAACGAAGUUAUAUUUCAGGACUACUGUGAUAUCUAAAAAGGCAAAUCAGGCAAGCAUACAAGAAAGAGCAACACCAUCUGUACACGAGAUACCCAGCGAUGCAUGUCAUGUGGACUUUGCUCCAGAAGCCAAAACUCACUGACAACCAUGUCAUUCCUGACAGUAAGAUGGCCAUUCCUACUGUGUUAAUCCUACCAAUCCAUGAGCAUGGAAUAUCUUUACCUCCUGAUAUCUUCCUCAAAUUUCUUUCUUUAGAGACUUGAAGUUCUGAUCAUAAAAGUCUUUUCCACGUUGUUUAGAGUUACACUAAGGGAUUUUAUAUUAUUUGGGGCUAUUGUGAAGGUAGCUUUUUUUCCUUAGCUCAUUUGUAUAAAGGAGGGCUACUGAUUGUUUUGUGUUAGAUUUGUAUCUAUACUAUUAGCUGAAGGUGUUUUUUAGCUUUAGUAGUUCUCUGUAGGUUCUUAGCUGUAGGUUGAAUUUUGGAGUCACUUACAUAACCUUCACUUAUCAUCUGUGAAUAGCAAUACAUUGACUUCUUCUUAUCAAAUAUGUAUCCCCUUGAUCUCCUGUGAUUGUCUUAUUGCUCUAGUUAGAAAUUUAAGUAUUAUGUUGAAAAGUUACUGGGACAGUGUCCAGCCUCGACUUUUCCUUCAGUUUAGUGUAAUUGCUUCAAGUUUCUCUCCUUUAAUUUGAUGUUGACUGUUGGCCUGCUAUAUAUUGCCUUACUUGUGUUUCCUUGCAUCCUGCUAUCUUCAAGUCUUUUAACAUAAAAGAAUGUUGUAUUUUGUCAAAUCUUUUUUAGUAUCAAAUGAUAUGAUGAUGUGGUUUUUCAGUUUGUUUAUAUGGUGGAUUACACUGAUGGAUUUUCAUAUAUUGAACCAUUCCUGGAUACUUUGGAGGAAAGUUACUAGAUCAUGGUGGAAGACAUGCCUAAAAGAAAUUACAUUCUUGUGUGUGUGUGUGUGUGUGUGUGUGUGUGUGUGUGUGAAAUAUUCUACAGAUAACUGUUCUCUUGGAUUCAAAACUUCUAUUGGUUAAAUUAUUUCUUAGUUUUUGUCUUAAUGACUUGUCCAUUGGUAAGAGUGGAUUGCUGAUAUCUCUCACUGUUAAUUUGUAGGGUUCAAUAUGAUGCUUAAGCUUCAGCAAUAUUUUUCUUACGCGUGUGGCUGCCCUUGUUUUUGGAGCAUAGAUGUUCAAAACUCAUGUGUCAUUUUGGUGGGUUUUUCCUCUCAUGCACAUGAAGUGUCCUUCCCCAUCUCUUUUGAUUACUUGCAGUUGAAAGUCUACUUAAUUAGAAAUUAGAAUGGCUACUUGACCUGUUUUUGGGUUCCUUUGUUUGGAAAACUUUUCCAGGCCUUAAUUCUUAGGUCAUGUCUAUGUUUGUUGCUGAGGUGUGUUUCUUGCAUGCAACAGAAUAAUGUAUCCUGUUUUCAAGUCCAUUCUGUUAGCCUGUCUCUUUUUGUUGUUGAAUAAAGUCAAUUGCUUUUUAAAGAUAUUAAUGAGGAAUGAUUUUUAGUUCAUGUUAUUUUGACGUUGAUGGUAGGGCUUUUUUUAUGUUUUUUGUUUUUUGUUUAUUGUUUUUUUUAUUUUGAGUGUGUGUUUCUGUGUACUAUUCUUUUUGUUCUUUUUGUUUUGCUAUGUAAACAUUAAUUUCUUGAGUGACACAGGAAUGGUUCAAUAUCUGAAAAUCCAUCAAAAAAAGCUACCAUAUAAAGAACCUGAAAGAAAAAAAUCAUAUGAUUAUCUUAUUAGAUACUUACAAAUCCUUCGACAAAAUCUAACACUCCUUCAUUUUAAAAAUAUGAGAGAUAUCGGGUAUACAAGACACUUACAUAAACAUAUUCAAAGCAAUAUAUACCAAGCCAGCAGCCAAAAUCAAGCUAAAUGGAGAGAAAUUUAAAGCAAAUCCACUGAAAUCGGGGGCAAGACAAAGCUGCCCACUUUCCCAUAUCUAUUAAGUAUGGUAUUUGUCAAUCUAUCCAAGGUAAAGACAUUGUUAAAAUUUGAUUUUGUCAUGGAAUAUUGAAAAGGUCAAUGAGUGCAGAAUAACAAACUGCUUUAGGAAUUCUAGAAUGCAGCUCACUUAUCAGCACAGCACGAUGCCUGCAUCUCAGUGAAGAUUGGCCCAGAGGACCAUGUGUACUGAAUACUUCAGGCUUUUACAGAGAUUUGCUCUGCUGUUGCCCUCUUACCUUUUUUAAUUUUUUUAAAGAUGUAUUUAUUUAUUAUAUGUGAGUACACUGUAGCUGUCUUCAGACACACCGUAAGAGGGCAUCAGAGCUCAUUAUAGAUGGUUGUGAGCCACCAUGAGGUUGCUAGAAUUUGAACUCAGGACCUCUGGAAGGGUAGUCAGUGCUUUUAACUGCUGAGCCAUCUCUCCAGCCUCAUCUUAUCUUUCAUAAUCUAAGAAGUGCAUGAAAAUUUUAAGGGGGCUGCCAAUCCCUCACUGGGCAGCAUCAUUGGCACUUUCAAUCGUAAAGGAUGACCUCUUUUAAGCACUGUUGCUGGAGCAGAUUAAUGAUUCAGUCAUCACCCUGGAAAAGAACUUCGAGAUAUAAAAUUGUCAUCAAUGAUCAUGACCCUUAGAAAGCAUUUGGAAAAAUACAAUUGUUAGUGAAGCUAGGUUAAGAUGUUUCUACUACUGGCUCUGAUAUUGAUUUUAUAUGAAAGGCAUGGCUUCUUAAGGUCAGGUUUCUAUUUAUAUUUUUGUUUGGUAGUUGAGUCUCUGAGAGUCUCUAUUUUCUCUGAGUCCCUCAAUUCUUUCACUGAUUCUUUCACAAGACUCUCAGAGCUCCAUCUAUGUUUAGCUAUGGAUCUUUGCAUCUGUUUAGUCAACAGUUAGGUGAAGCCUCUCAGAGGACAGUAAUGCUAGGAUGCUCUCUACAAGCUUAACAGUGUCAUUUAUAGUAUCAGGGUGCCAUACUUAGGACUUCAUUGCUGUGUAGAGACGCAAUGACCACAGCAACUCUUUUAAGGGACAACAUUUUGCUGACAGGUGUAGAGUUUUCUUCCAUUAUUAAUUGGAUGGGAAGAAUGGCAGCAUUCAGGCAAGAAUGGUACUGGAGGAAAUGACAGUUCAACAUCAUUUUCAGAGGAAGAUGAAAGAAAACUGAUUCCAGAAAGCUAAGAGGAGGGUCCCAAGGCCACACUACAGGGAAACACAUCCUACAAGGCCAGACCUACCCCACCAUGGCUAUACCUACUCCAUCAAGGCAACACCUCCUAUUAAUGACACAUCCUAACAUACUCAAACCAACAUAUUCCACUCCCUGGCAACAAUGGAGGCUUGUUCAAAUAUAUGAGUCCAUGGGGAACAUAUCUAGCAAAAGCAUGAUGAAAUAUAUAUUUAUUCCAACAUCAAAUGUCCCAUAGUCUAUAAAAUUGCAAAGUUUAAAGCCUCAUGAGAUUCAUGCAGUCCUUAAACUAUACUCCCUUAAGAAAUCAAAAGAAAAAAAGCAGAUUACAUAUCUCCAACAUCCUGCAGGAUAUACACAAUCAUUCCAAAACAUCACAGUGAAGAAAUAAUGAACCAAAGCAAGACAGAAAAUCCUCUGGAUAAACUCCAACCUCUACAUUUCAAUGUUCAAUAUCAAAGUGCUCUUCAGAUCUUGAACUCUUAUAUCCUACUUGACUGCUGUUGGCAGAUCUGGCAUUUAGCAGCAACAAAGCUCAUUCUCUUGGGACAGUUCCAAUCCCUGUUAACAAUUUUCCUCAACAGAUAUCAAAACUUUCUGACAUCUCUACCAUUUUGUGGUAUCCAGUGCAACUUCAGUAUUUCCAUUUCUGGUAAAAAUGUCAGAGAUAGACACAUGAACUUCUGGGUUUGCCAAGGUCUUAGAUUACUUAUUCAGUUUAAACAUCUAUAGCAAUCCAGGAUCUCAUUGACUCCACUUCACUAAUGCUGUGUUAAUAAUGCCAAAUAAUAUAUAUAUAUAUGUAUGUAUAUAUAUGGUAUUCAUGUAAAGUGUACACAUACUAUGCAUUGAAUGCAGCCAUUUAAUAAGCAACCUCAAUCAAACACUCACAGAACCAAACUAGGAUUCACGUGUAUCAGGCUAUCUUCUUUUUUUCUCUAGCCUUAUAAUUCCAGGGAUCACUAAACCACCUUUAUCAUUACACAGUUGAUUCCCUUUUUAGAUUUGUAUCAUUCACAUUUUAACAACAACCUUCUUUUGCUCAGUGUGCUAUUCUGAGGCUGAACUACAUAAUUCACUUCUUUCUAUUGAAGUGUGUUCCAUUACAUAGACAAGGCAUCUAUUUUGCAAUAAUAUGAUUUGUUAUGUCUUUUUCUCAGGGGAUACCUUGUUCAUUAUUUUGUUGGCUGGCAAACAACUGCAUUGACUGCAGUAUGGGAUCUCACUUUAAAUACAACUUUUAUGAAUGUUUAUAUAGCAUUUUAUAUAGCAUUUUAAGGUCAUGUAUUUAUAUGUUUUUUAUUGUUCUGAUUAAAUGUGCGCAUUGAAAUUUUAUACAUGUAUGUAGUGUAUGCUCUUUACUCCCAUGCUCUCUCUUGUUCCUCUUACCCUAGCUAUCCUUCUUUCUCCUCUCUUCUCUACAGACCCCUUUCUUAUAUUUCCACAUGAUGUUCCUCUUUUUCCUUUGUUGCUUUCUGGUUUUGACUGGGAUGUGUGACCAGAGAUUUGGGACAGCCCACAGAAUAGUUAAGAGUUCAUCAUUUGUCUGAUUGCUCUGGCUAGAACUUCAAGAACUAUAUUGAAUAAGUAGGGAGAGAGUGGGCAGCCUUGUCUAGUCCCUGAUUUUAGUGGGAUUGCUUCAAGUUUCUCUCCAUUUAGUUUAAUGUUAGCAACUGGUUUGCUGUAUAUGGCUUUUACUAUGUUUAGGUAUGGGCCUUGAAUUCCUAUUCUUUCCAGGACUUUUAUCAUGAAGGGGUGUUGAAUUUUGUCAAAUGCUUUCUCAGCAUCUAAUGAAAUGAUCAUGUGGUUCUGUUCUUUCAGUUUGUUUAUAUAAUGGAUCACGUUGAUGGUUUUCCGUAUAUUAAACCAUCCCUGCAUGCCUGGGAUGAAGCCUACUUGAUCAUGGUGGAUGAUUGUUUUGAUGUGCUCUUGAAUUCGGUUUGCCAGAAUUUUAUUGAGUAUUUUUGCGUCGAUAUUCAUAAGGGAAAUUGGUCUGAAGUUCUCUUUCUUUGUUGUGUCUUUGUGUGGUUUAGGUAUAAGAGUAAUUGUGGCUUCGUAGAAGGAAUUCGGUAGGGCUCCAUCUGUUUCAAUUUUGUGGAAUAGUUUGGAUAAUAUUGGUAUGAGGUCUUCUAUGAAGGUUUGAUAGAAUUCUGCACUAAACCCGUCUGGACCUGGGCUCUUUUUGGUUGGGAGACCUUUAAUGACUGCUUCUAUUUCCUUAGGAGUUAUGGGGUUGUUUAACUGGUUUAU
Rattus norvegicus (Norway rat) is the source of this 16404-nucleotide messenger RNA. Lineage: Eukaryota; Metazoa; Chordata; Mammalia; Rodentia; Muridae. The record is from RefSeq and is a predicted model, not a curated record.